CUUCGCGACCUGCGCUCCUAGGAGGUAGCGGCCUCCCGGGGCUUCUUGGCUCAGAGGAAACAGCCGGGGGGUGGUUAGGGACCUACGUUUGAGCGCCCCAGUUCCGAAGGGCAGGGUCCUGCCCCCUCCCCUUCUGGAGUCCUGGAAGUUUCCAGUAGGUCGAGGCUGGGCGCUCCGAUGCCACCAGCAGUAGGAGCGACUCAGGAAGCUCGUGGUGGACGGGAGCAGUGUGGGAAGGUGUGGGCACAGUGAGGAGUGACUGGGAGCCACCAGCCCUGAGCCAGGAUCACGGUGGAGCUGUGUGGGCACGGGCAGUUCCUCACUGUGGAAUCUGAUGGGCAAUGCCAUGGUGAUGACCCAGUACAUCCGCCUUACUCCAGAUAUGCAGAGUAAACAGGGUGCCUUGUGGAAUCGGGUGCCAUGUUUCCUGAGAGACUGGGAGUUGCAGGUGCACUUCAAGAUCCACGGCCAGGGCAAGAAAAACCUGCAUGGGGAUGGCCUUGCAAUCUGGUAUACAAAGGAUCGAAUGCAGCCAGGGCCUGUGUUUGGAAACAUGGACAAAUUUGUGGGGCUGGGAGUAUUUGUAGACACCUACCCCAAUGAGGAGAAGCAGCAAGAGGCCCAGAAGAGGAGAUAUUCUCCGGGAGUCCAGCGGGUAUUCCCGUACAUCUCUGUCAUGGUGAACAACGGCUCCCUCAGCUAUGACCACGAGCGGGAUGGGCGGCCCACGGAGCUAGGGGGCUGCACGGCCAUUGUCCGAAACCUCCAUUACGACACCUUCCUCGUGAUCCGCUAUGUCAAGAGGCAUCUGACGAUCAUGAUGGACAUUGAUGGCAAGCAUGAGUGGAGAGACUGCCUGGAGGUGCCCGGUGUCCGGCUGCCCCGAGGGUACUACUUUGGUACCUCCUCCAUCACGGGUGAUCUCUCAGACAAUCAUGAUGUCAUUUCCCUGAAGUUGUUUGAGCUGACGGUGGAGAGGACCCCAGAGGAGGAGAAGCUGCAUCGGGACGUGUUCAUGCCCUCGGUGGACAACAUGAAGCUGCCCGAGAUGACAGCCCCACUGCAGCCCCUGAGUGGCCUGGCCCUCUUCCUCAUCGUUUUCUUCUCCCUGGUGUUUUCUGUGUUUGCCAUUGUCAUUGGCAUCAUACUCUACAACAAAUGGCAGGAACAGAGCCGAAAGCGCUUCUACUGAGCCCUCCUGCUGCCACCACCUGUGUGACUCACUGCUGAGGUGUAGCGGAGCAGACACUGGCCUCAGCUGGCCUGGGUGGGGGCGGUGUUCCAUCACUGCAGCUUUGGAUGAAUGCAAGGACCCUGCCUUCCUGCGGUCGUCCACAGGGAUGUCCCACUCUGGCCCAGGAAGCCGCUGUGAUGUGCCUUUCCCUGGAGUCCUUCUGUUGGGAGUGAAGAGGCAUGGAGAGAAUGUGUGCGGUGUGAUGCCCUAAUGCCAGACCAGACCAGGGGAGCCCAGGCCGGACGGCUGCAUUCUCAAUCCACACAGAGCAGGAAGCUGCUCUCACCUUCAGGACAUUUGCUUAUUGGUUUUUGCUCUUUGCAUAACCCUCUGCCCACCCAAGGAGCCCCCUGUGGAAAUCUGGGUGGAAACUUCUUUCCUGCUUCCUUUCCUCCCUCUACUCAUCCUUGCCAUGUGCAGCCUGAGCUGGACACCUCUGUGGGCCUGCAGAGCAGACUGAAGUUUCACGGACCCUCCCUGGUGGCCUGGGGCUUUCUGAAGCUCUGUCUUCUGCAGGGGCUAUGGGUGUGUUGGCAUGCCUGGGUCCCUCCGUGCCAUGUUUGGCUGGCAGUUGGCUGCAGGUUGAGAGAAGCUGGAAAGAAGAUUGUCUGUGAAGCUGACCAGGUCCAGGUUUGCCACAGAAAACGGCCUUUAUUGUGUACCUCUGGACCCACUGGAGCCUACUUAUCUGCAUGUUCUUGUUGACCAUGAUUUCGGGAAACCUGCUUUGAAUAUUGGAAGUGUAAGGAAGCUUUCUUCUUACUACCUAACCUCGGGUACUCUCCCCCACCCCCCCCAAAAUCUGUCUUCUUUUUCUUAAUGGAGAAGAAAUAGUUGCUGUUCUCAUUUGGUAAGCAUGGGAACCUCCUCUGCCUGGAAGAGCUCAUGGUCAUGGAGCCCCACAGCCUUAGUGAUGGCCUGUGUGUUGACCCUUCCUCCACUGCCUUAUCUGACAAGGGUCAUGUGCUGCUUACCUGUCUGCCCUGUGACUGAGGUGGUUUGGGCCAGGAUUGGAUCUCUGUAACCUAAGGGAAAUUCUAAAGUGGCUGAGGAAACCAGUCCUGAGCUUCUGACUCUGUCCUUCCUUUUGGGCUGGGUUAGCAGGAGUCCAGGCCUUUUUCUUGAUCCUCAGGCCCAUUGCUUUUCCUCUGUCUUCCAGUGGGGAAGGCCCUGAGCUCAGAGCAGAAGGAAGGGGUCCCCUCCCUACAGGGCCUUCUGCCUUGCCUGGAGCAGGGCUGUGUGUGGCACGAAGGUUGAGGGAGGUGGCAGGCAUCCUCCCAGCACCUUCCACGACAGCAGCGCAGCUCCAAGAACUGAAGGGCAAAUCUCGACCUCGAGUCUGGCCUUUGGACCAGGGAGAAUGAAAAGGGGAAUUUGUCCUUUGUGUGUAAGGGGAGAGAAAGGGGCUGUGAGGGGAGGACUAGGAGGGCUUGUGAGGUGGAGAGACAGCAUAUGGUGGGAGGGAACAGAGACUGAACUGUGUGGUCUCUUGUGGUUCCAGCUCAGAGCACCUGGAGGCUUUUUUUUUUUUUGGUACUGGGGAUCAAACUCAGGACCUUGUACUUACAAGGCAGGCCCAGUGCCGCUGAGCUAAAUCUCCAGCCCUAUGGAGGCCUUUUAAAGGGAAUUGGGAAAUGGAGUCUUCACCUCAUAUAGGGGACCAGCCUGCUGUCCUUAGAAAAAAUGAGUGGCCCAAGAAAACCACCCAUCCUACCGUUUUAUAUCCUGCCCCAGCUCUUUUUGUUCUAGAAACAAAUGCUUCCCAUGGCGAGUGGGGCCAAAAUGGAUCUGGGUACUGUGAUCCCUGAGUGCAGGCCAAGGGCCAUGCCUGGUCCAAGGUGUGGCCCCUGAGAGCCACUUCUCAUAGUCACCUUCCCUCCAUUUCCUCUGAUAUCAGGAGCCUGUUCACAUGGAAGAGACCCGAGGCCUUGCAGGGGCACGUGCAGGCGACAUUGUUCCCUGACCCUGUGUCUUCAGCCCCACAAGUAAAUGAGAAGGUGUCAGUGCUA
Heterocephalus glaber (naked mole-rat) is the source of this 3243-nucleotide messenger RNA. Lineage: Eukaryota; Metazoa; Chordata; Mammalia; Rodentia; Bathyergidae. The record is from RefSeq and is a predicted model, not a curated record.